Molecule: messenger RNA, 708 nt
Organism: Candidozyma duobushaemuli
Lineage: Eukaryota; Fungi; Ascomycota; Pichiomycetes; Serinales; Metschnikowiaceae
Exons: 2
Coding region: 1-708 (235 amino acids)
Molecular function (GO): nucleic acid binding
Source: RefSeq, a predicted model, not a curated record
AUGAAGAAUGUGUUUGGUUCAAGUGAUGACGAUGACGAGAGCGAUCAUGACAUGCCUAAAAGGCCUGUGAAGAAGUUGAAGUUAGAAAGCACACCGAAAUUGGAGGAAACGGAACCUGUCGAAGACUAUAUGAGCUUCACCGUGGAAGAGGACGAUGGAAAACCUCCUCUGUCAAAAGCACAAACACAAGAUACUUCCUUGUUUGAGACAAAGUCUGUGGGACUUGCGAUGAUGCAAAAGAUGGGUUUCAAAAUCGGCGACAGUCUAGGUGGCUCGGACACGGGCAUCAAAGAACCCAUACAAGCAGUCCAAAAGAAGAAUCGGUUAGGAAUUGGAGCCACUUCAAUCGUCGAAAAAUCGGAGGCUGAGGAAAAGCAAGACAUUGACCAAUUAGUCAGUCAGCGUAAGCAACAGCUCCAUCAACAAAAUGCUGCUAAUACGGUGUUGAAACUUCAACGAUUCUGUUUCACUGCCUCGGGAGAUGACGAAUCGGUUUUGAAAAAAGAGGAUGCUGCCAAAGUCAACAUAUUGUGGCGUUCUCUAGCUCUUCAAUCCGUCUCUGACUUGCCCAGGAAACGUGUUUUAAUCGAUCAGGAGACCAGUCAACCUGAUGAAGAGCCAGAUGAGGAAUUGAGCUCCUUCCAAGCGAAGCAACCUUUAGAACAGCUCGCUGAGCUCAUUGACUUUUCACGAAUUCUCAGAUUCUGA